Messenger RNA from Penicilliopsis zonata CBS 506.65, 563 nucleotides. RefSeq lists its product as hypothetical. The record is from RefSeq and is a predicted model, not a curated record. The coding region runs from base 153 to 482 and encodes 109 amino acids. Gene Ontology annotation, biological process: nucleosome assembly. Lineage: Eukaryota; Fungi; Ascomycota; Eurotiomycetes; Eurotiales; Aspergillaceae. The transcript has 8 exons. Gene Ontology annotation, molecular function: structural constituent of chromatin; protein heterodimerization activity; DNA binding.
CCAUCCUGAACAACUCUUCUCUUUAUCCUGAGCACCUCUCCUUCUCUCCUGACAGUCUAUCCUCAGCUACUCUAUCUCUUUGACUCUACACACCAACAACCCUUCUAUCAAUCCACUUCAGCACACCUAUUUUCCAGAUAUCUAGAUCCAAAAUGAUUACUCCCCCUCCUACUGGAAACCCUCUUACGGGCGGCUUCCCUGCUCUCCCCCGUCGUGGCCGCAAGCCAAUUCGUGACAACAUCCUGGGAGUCAGCAGACAAUCCAUCCGUCGUCUUGCUCGUCGCGGCGGCAUCGCUCGUAUCAAUAUCGAUAUCUACCAAGGGGUCCGACAGGUGAUUAAGGACCGCCUCGAAUUGCUCAUAAGUCAGCUCGUCGAGCUUCUCGAGUCGGGAAAUACCCCCGACCACGAAAGAACAAUUGUUGAUAGCAGAGAUGUCGUCUAUGUUCUCUCUCGCCUGGGAACCCCCAUGUACGGAUUCUGAACUCGACCGUUGUCUUCUACGCCUGGGUUCUAGUUCUUUGAACUUAGGUGUUUGUUGACUGAGGAUAAUGUUUGCGACGUU